Molecule: messenger RNA, 1704 nt
Organism: Tupaia belangeri chinensis (Chinese tree shrew)
Lineage: Eukaryota; Metazoa; Chordata; Mammalia; Scandentia; Tupaiidae
Gene: UTP3
Product: UTP3 small subunit processome component
Exons: 1
Coding region: 159-1577 (472 amino acids)
Biological process (GO): maturation of SSU-rRNA from tricistronic rRNA transcript (SSU-rRNA, 5.8S rRNA, LSU-rRNA)
Cellular component (GO): small-subunit processome; nucleolus
Source: RefSeq, a predicted model, not a curated record
AACUCCUGCAGCCGACUUGGGAGUUUGCAAACUCGCGUGGUAGGGAAGCGCGCGCUGUUGUUUAAGGCGGUGUGUUGCUGGAGCGCGUGGUUCGUGCACAGAGGCCAGAAGUGCUCGAAAACCGGGCUUUACUGUGGAACUGAGACCGUGUGUGAGCCAUGGUGGGGAGAUCCCGGCGGCGCGGAGCGGCCAGGUGGGCAGCUGUUCGAGCCAAGGCAGGUAGCACCCCUGCGGACGAAACUGAAGACGAUGUGGGACUACCACCCUCCCCCGGGGACUCCAGCUACUACCAAGAUCAGGUAGAUGAUUUCCACGAGGCACGAUCCCGAGCCGUCUUGGCUAAGGGUUGGAGCGAAGUAGAGAGUGGGAAUGAGGAGGAUGGAGAUGAGGAGGAGGAGGUACUACCUUUAGAUAUUGACGAUGAGGACGAUGAAGAUGGAGGCAGUGAGGAGGAGGACGAGGAGGAGGAUGGUGGGAGCUCGGUGCAGAGUGAGGCUGAGGACUCUGUAGAUCCCAGUUUGUCGUGGGGUCAGAGGAAAAAACUUUACUAUGACACGGACUAUGGUUCCAAGGCCCGAGGCCGGCAAAGUCAACAAGAAGUAGAGGAAGAAGAAAGAGAGGAGGAGGAGGAGGCACAAGUCAUUCAGCGGCGCUUAGCCCAAGCCCUGCAAGAGGAUGAUUUUGGGGUCGCUUGGGUGGAGGCCUUUGCAAAACCGGUGCCUCAGGUAGAUGAGGCUGAGACGCGGGUCGUGAAGGAUUUGGCCAAAGUAUCGGUGAAAGAGAAGUUAAAGAUGUUGCGGAAGGAAUCACCAGAGCUCUUGGAGCUGAUAGACGAUCUGAAAGUUAAAUUAACAGUAGUGAAAGAUGAGCUGGAGCCAUUGUUACAGUUGGUGGAACGAGGGAUCAUUCCACCUGGAAAAGGAAGCCAAUACUUGUGGACCAAGUAUAAUCUCUACUUGAACUAUUGCUCCAACAUCAGUUUUUACUUGAUCCUGAAAGCUCGGAGAGUGCCUGCACAUGGACAUCCUGUCAUAGAAAGGCUUGUUACCUACCGAAAUUUGAUCAACGAGCUGUCUGUUGUGGAUCAGAAGCUGUCCUCCGAAAUUCGUCAUCUACUCACACUUAAGGAUGGUGCUGUAAAGGAAAAACUGAAUCCAAAAGUAAAACCUACCAAAACCAAGCCAAAGGUCAUUUCAGAGACUUCAGCUGCUGCCUCUGCUAUGACAGAUCCUUCUGAUGAUUCCGAUUUGGAUAAAGAAGCUGCACUGAAAUACUAUAAAGAACUAGAAGAUGGGCAGAAGUUGAAGAGAAAGAAAGAAAAUAGCCCUGAAGAACAGGCUCUUGAAGAUCAAAAUACAAAGAGAGCCAUUACAUAUCAGAUUGCUAAAAACAGAGGACUUACUCCUAGAAGAAAGAAGAUUGAUCGCAAUCCCAGAGUGAAACACAGGGAGAAGUUUAGAAGAGCCAAAAUUCGAAGAAGAGGCCAGGUUCGUGAAGUUCGUAGAGAAGAGCAACGUUACAGUGGUGAAUUAUCUGGCAUUCGUGCAGGAGUUAAAAAGAGCAUUAAGCUUAAGUAAAGGUUUUUCCUAGUUUAUGGGUUUUUGGCAAUAAAUUUAGGUCAAUGAAUUUUUAUUAUUAACCAAAGUGAUUGUAUUAAUACAUAAUACCCAACCUUAAAGUUAAUACAUUUCCUACCAAUAGGGA